GUGGUCUUGUUCACGACUUGAAUUGAAUGAAAAGUCUGCGCGGGCGUUUCGCUUUCGACCGUGGUGCGGUCUCGUCACAGCCAAGCCAGCUGGAGCGUUGUGACCCUGUUUCGUGGCCGCACAUUCAGUCAAACUGUGUACGUGAAUACUACAAGGAAGAGAAUUUUAUCUUUCGUCCAUCCGAAACUGGAGACACAUCGUGUAUAAUUUAUCUGAGCUUGGAUACUACUGGAGAUGGCGGCAUCUCAUGCAAGACACUGCAUCAUCGCUGUAGACGGGAGUGAGCACUCGGAGUAUGCGUUUGAGUUGGCCUUGGUAGCCCCAGAAAUCAUGGUUGCCAUGGCGAGACAGGAACAUGACAAGAUCAACGCAGAGAUGCAGAAGUUUGCUGACAAACUCAAACAGCAUAAGAUUGGAGGUAAAGUGAAGACUAUUGUGGCCUCCAAACCCGGAGAAGGCAUCAUCAAAGCUGCUGAGGAGACUCACGCUGACCUCAUUGUGCUGGGCAGCCGAGGUAAAGGCACCGUCCGCCGGACUCUGAUGGGUUCCGUGAGCGACUACGUGGUGCAUCACGCGCACGUGCCCGUCAUCGUCUGCAAACACCCGCACAAACACGUGCACCCCGAGGAUUUGGGGUCCUAGUUGGAGCACUGUGCUGGGUUCCUGAUCAAUGAUCAUAGAGAUGAUGGAAUAGAAUUCAGUUGAAGCUACCCUAGACGACCACCCAUUACUUUACUCUACUUUCCAUUCCUUUAUCUUUACCUUUCCUUUCCUUUCUUUUCCCUUCCUUUCCUUUCUUUCCCUC
Aplysia californica (California sea hare) is the source of this 805-nucleotide messenger RNA. Its product is annotated as universal stress protein YxiE. The record is from RefSeq and is a predicted model, not a curated record. Lineage: Eukaryota; Metazoa; Mollusca; Gastropoda; Aplysiida; Aplysiidae.